This is a messenger RNA of Leucoraja erinaceus (little skate), 1511 nucleotides long. RefSeq names its product golgin subfamily A member 6A-like. The transcript has 7 exons. The record is from RefSeq and is a predicted model, not a curated record. Bases 14 to 862 code for a protein of 282 amino acids. Lineage: Eukaryota; Metazoa; Chordata; Chondrichthyes; Rajiformes; Rajidae.
AGAAAAGCACGCCAUGCGAACUAAGGUCAGAGAUCUGACGGAAAAUCACAAGGGAUAUUUAAAAAUUCUCAAAACAAAACACAGCGCUCAGCUCCGUAAAAUCAGGGAGAAACAUGCCCAAGAAACAUCACAAAAAGAUCAGUGCUGUUUACAACUUCACAAAGAUCUCCAACUUUUAAGACCUCAUGCCAAGUUCUGUGCACCACUUGCCGACCAAGCAAUUGGUUCGUUAAAUUAUUUCACUGAACGGAAGAUUAAAGAACUGGAAGAACAAGUGAGGCUUAUGAAGCACGAGGCGGAAAGAUCAGAGGACAGGUUCAUGUCAAUGGAAGCUUCAUACAUGGUGAAAAUCAAACAGAUUCAAGAGGAGCUGGACAAUGUACAGCUUGUACCUUCUCAGAAGCUGCUGCUGGAGCUCAAAGAUGUAGCAGAAGACUUUGAAGAGGAGAAUGAACAGUUACACCAGAGAGUGAACUGGCUGCGACACGUCGAGGCACAAAAUGAGAAUCUUCAAGCAAUAUUGGAGCAAUAUGAGGAGCAACAACACGAAAUGCAGGAACAAUUAGAGCAGGUUACCAAGGGAGCAACUUCCCAGGAAAAGGAAGAACUGGAAACCCUUCAGCAAGCAACACAGCAGGAGCGCACAGAGCAAGAUCCGUCCUCCUGCAAGAAUGAAUUGGCUGAGCUAAGACAUGGACCUCUUCGUGUCAGACCAGCGCGCAGGAAGUACACCAUUAGUUUGGAAUCAAUCGAGGAAUGUGAGGAGGCUUUGGAGAUAGACCCCAGUGAACAGGUGGUGGUGGCACGGAAGGCGAAGAGUCGAGUGAAUUUCUUCAAGCGCUUCUUUACUGCUCGAAAAUGAAGACUUCCCGGACCAGGUCACGCUACUUGGUCUUGGCGUACUUUGCGACACCACAUUUGCUUGUUUACAUGGGCCUGGUGAGACUUUUUGGACGCACUACAGAUGGGAAUGACACCAAUAUAUUUAUCAAAGCUGUUAAUGAGUUGAACACUGACCACAGGUGUAUAAAUGAAUACUGUAUUGUUAAUGUAUGAAAUGUAUGAACGCAGCCCCCAGCGAUGCAUGUUGGUGUUGAACCGGCCGAACCCCUGCACGGAGCCAGUUCAGGGCCACCCACUCUUUGCAGGGCAUGUCCGAGCCAGGUGGGGCUGUGGUGUUCGGUGCAACAGUGAAUUGAGGAGGUCGGGAAGUCUGUUCCCAGCUGGUUCUCCAAGCUCCUAGUGUGUUGAAACCGGAGCCACAGAGGGUGGCUGCGUGACGGGAGAAGGGGCGACAAGAUGACAGGCGUUGAGGUCCCAGUUGCUGUGAGUCCUGGGCGAGGUGGUGCAAAGGAUGUUUGGCAUCCAAUGGGGCCUUGCACACCAGCCUGUGGGUGAAGUACUCUCUGCGAAGCUUGGCGGGUGCGAUAACUGCGAGCACCGGCAGAAGAUCCGGAGUAGGACGUAGGCAGCCGGUGAUGAUCCGCAUGGUGUCGUUGAGGAUGGCGUCU